CAAAGCGACUAGUCAGAGGGGUUUCGGGAACCUGACUACAAAGCGACCCUCAUCAAAGUGGACUUCCGGACUUGGCUAUGAAUGGGAAUUAUGUCUGUGUGAUUGCUUUAUUUCAUUUGUUUACGAUUAUCUCAUCUGAACAGUAUUCCACCACCGUAUCAUGGACGGUGACUGUUCAGAUGACGGAUUACAGAGGCUACCUAUCAGCUGGUCUGACCUCGGUCAAUAUCCCACCUAACGCAGCCAGUGCUUUACUGGACGUGAAGAGUUCUGCAUCUCAACUCAGUUGUCCACACAAGACAGUCAAUGUAUAUAUCCGUCCUGGGGGAUAUCCUAUAGGAACACCCUACAAUGAGUCAUUUCCUGCAAACUUCUAUCUGAUGAGGAAAUUUGAACAUCACAUCACGUCGCUCACCAACAAUCAGUCAUCUCUUUUAGUUUUGCCGACGCCCCAGUCUGGGAUGUGGUAUAUUUCAUCAUUUUUACCCAAGAAAUCCGACGAGAAAAUAACACAGAAGGGCGUAGAUGAGAAGAAAUGUGAGUUUGGUCUGGGAGUCCGUGUGAUCGUCGCUAUACAGGAGAACAUACUGGAUAUUGACAUUAUGAAGGAGACAGAAAUCCACCUCGGAGGGAUGGAGGGACCCAAUAAAACUGUCAGAUUCAGACUGCCAGACAAUACUUAUGCGUACUCAGUGGUUCUUCGUAAUUGUGUUAUGAACACAGACAACACAACAAAGGAAAUGUGUCCUUUACUGGUGGACAUCGGUUCUGGUACCCUGCCCUCAAAAAACAAUACUAGAAAUUGUUCAAACGAAAGCCAGUGUCAAAUUGACAUUCUCUCUCCUAAAGUCACUGAGUGGAAUUAUGGCAGAUUUCAAUAUAUAGGCAAUGGAAUGCUUAAUUUUACAUUAAGCUUCAUUCCAAAAUAUUGUGUCCUAAAUGAUAUCUUCCAAUUAAUCACUCCUGAUGAUGAAACAGAAAUCACCAGAGAGGUGGCCACUGACAGGAUACAGGAUCGCAUGGCAUCAGUCAACACCAGCCUAGCCAGUAACGUGAGCUCACCUCUGAGUGUGGUCAACUCGAGUCUGACGCGAGAUAACGUCUGUGUAAUUAUCUCGAGCCUUGGGAGGUUUCAUAUAUCCAAGGACCUCUUCAAAUCGUUUUUCUACUUUCCCAAUAUUUUCCUGAAUCCAAUACUUAGUAAUGAGAUCUUGGUGUCAGAUGAAGCUGUACUAAUCAGUGAUCUCCGUCUGGAAGCUGACAAGGAUCUGGGGGGCACAUUCAAAAUCCAAAUCUCUAAUGUACUGUACACAGUGAGUACCAAACAGAGAGCCACAGUGUGGGUGUGUCUAGUCAGAAGUUACCUCCCUCAUCAGGAGACCAUCAGGGCAUGUCCGCAGGGCCUUCCACUGACCCUUCACUCUAAUUCCACCACCUCUGUCACCCGCUACAUCCCCUACCCUGAGGCAGGAACCUGGUACCUGGCCCUCCAUAGUCAGUGUGUAAAUAAGACAUCAAACCAGACCGAGCCCUGUCACAUUUUACCAGGAGUGGCUCUGAGCUUGAGUGUAAUGGGAUGUGUGGACGGUCAGUGUGGGACGUUUGGAGCAUGCAAUGAGUACAUCAGUGGCUCUCACAUCUUCAGUGCAUGUCAGUGCUACUCAGGCUGGGCUGGCUAUGGAUGUACUGACGGUCGAGAUGCGGAGAAAAACAGCACCAUCUUGCUGGGAACCCUCCUUCUGUCUCUCAGUAACUUGUUCUUUAUUCCCAGUAUCUGUGUCGCUGUCUACCGCCGCUUCUUCCUGGAGGCCCUAGUCUAUUUCUUCACAAUGUUCUUCUCUACUUUUUACCAUGCCUGUGACUCUAGUAAAGCCCUGUACCAGUUCUGUAUGAUGAAGUACGAUGUCCUCAGUUUCUGUGAUUUCCUGGGAUCUUACACAUCAUUCUGGGUCACGACCUUGGCAAUGGCUCGCCUGCCAGAAAAAGCCAAAAGUUUCCUAGUCAUGUUGGGCGUGCUUGGUUUGGCGGUGGGAAUGGAGUAUGACAAGCACUCCCUAUAUGUAUUCCUCAUUCCCAUCUGUUUGGGAAUCAUCAUCAUGAUAUCAUCAUGGAUUUUUAGAUGUGCAAGAAGGCGCCAGUUAUACCCCUCUAAGCGCCGCUACCUCUUGUUCCUGUUGCCUGGGGUGGUGUGUGCAGGGACAGGGGUAGUCAUCUUCACGUUCCUGGAGACAGAGGAGAACUAUAAAUACAUUCACAGUGUGUGGCACGCGCUGGUGGCACUGUCCAUCUUAUUCCUUCUGCCGCCCCGACAGAAAGAUGAAACGGAAGGUGUGCUCACCUUGAUUCAUUGACACAGGAGAAGAUAAGGAAUUUCCCUGGAAGAUACACAAUAAAACAAAAACACCAUCUGAAUACACACAGCCUAACAGAUAACAGUGCAUGUCUGGUGGGCUGGAGAACUGGUGCUUGUGUAGCAAUACUAAGUGACUAACCAGGACUGUAGCAAUACUAAGUGACUAACCAGGACUGUAGCAAUACUAAUUGACUAACCAGGACUGAUGAUCGUGUGAUUACUGUAACUAUAAUGCAUUACUAACUGGUUGAUUUCACAGAUGCUUGAGAACACUGUGUAUAAAGGGGUUUUGUUUAUUGUAGUCUUUCAUGAUUGUUAUAUACUAAAAAUUAUAUUACAUGUAUGUUCACAUUACAAUUUAAAAUUUGAUUUGCAUUACAAGCAUGAUUGUAAUAUGAUUUUGCAUUACAAGCAUGAUUUUAAUAUGAUUUUGCAUUACCCAUAUGAUUUUACAUUUUAAAAUCUUAUUUAUACUGUGGUUGUCAUUUUCACAGCUUUACUAUAUUAUACAUUUUUUUAAUUUUGUUUAUGAACUUUAGUUUUAUAAAAAAUAUCUCAAACAGCAUGAGAUAAUCACUAUUUCACUUUUACUUGACUUACUGAUGCAUCUAAAAAUGUAUAAUUGUACAGUACAAGAAAAUCACAUAUUGUGCCAUUCAAAUCAAUUUGUUCCACUAUGAAAUCCAAGAGAUCUUCUCCAUAUUUAAUAGACAUUAGUAUAUGCUGCAUAUGUACAUGGAAAUACACAGAGGAAAAUAAGACUUGUGUAGGAUUCAGGGAAUGUUAAAUGUUGGGUCCCCUCAGUCUGAACAAGUGAUAUAAUAAACAUCUCUCUGUGCAGUAAUAUCUUGUAGAAUAUUUCAUGAAAUGAAGAAAUUUGAAUACUUUAAUAAAUUGGUCAUAUCAGUCA
Ostrea edulis (European flat oyster) is the source of this 3263-nucleotide messenger RNA. Its product is annotated as transmembrane protein 8B-like. The transcript has 12 exons. The coding region runs from base 78 to 2351 and encodes 757 amino acids. Gene Ontology annotation, cellular component: plasma membrane. The record is from RefSeq and is a predicted model, not a curated record. Lineage: Eukaryota; Metazoa; Mollusca; Bivalvia; Ostreida; Ostreidae.